GUUACGUUAUAAACAUCCAAAACGCUAUUGCGCUUUUUGUCGCGUCCAAAAAUGAUUGUUACAAUACUUUUAAUAUUUAUUAUUAUAAUAAUUAUUGCGUUAGUUUGUGAUUAUUAUGUGCAUCAUACAAGAGCCGGACGACUGAUCGAUAAAAUACCGGGACCGAAGGGCAUUCCGAUUGCUGGCUUUGCACUUAAAAUGCUAGUUUCACCAGAAAAAAUAUGGUUACUUUUACGUCACUUCACGGAAAAGUAUUAUCCUACUGUGAAAAUAUGGGGUUUCUUUUUGCCCGCCGUAUCUAUCCGUCAUCCAGAUGAUCUAGAGGCAAUAUUAAACAACACAAAGCAUAUCGAAAAAAGCAAAAUAUAUAAACUUUUGCAUGCUUGGUUAAACACUGGACUUCUUACCAGCUCAGGGGCCAAGUGGCAUUCCCGACGGAAGAUAUUAACGCCUACAUUUCAUUUCAAUAUAUUGCAGCAGUUUGUUGAUAUUUUAUUGGAGGAGAGUGAACGCAUGACACAUAAAUUAAAGAAUAUUGGUGGAACAGUUGAAAUAGAUGUAAUACCGUUUGUUUGUGAACACACACUAAACGCAAUAUGCGAAACUGCCAUGGGUACUUCUCUGCAUAGUCUCAGUACGGCCCAAAAUAAAUAUCGACAAGACGUUCGUCAAAUGAGUCAGCUUAUUGUUUAUAGAUUAUUAAGGCCCUUGCUACAUCCCGACCUGACAUUCGCGUUGACGUCCGCGAGCAAACUGCAAAAGAAGAUACUAAAAAACUUGCACGGGUUCACUGAAAAAAUUAUUGCAGAAAGAAAACUUUAUCAUCAACGCACGGAUAAUAAAUAUUUACAUAAUUUAGCAAAUGCGAUGGAAACAGAUGACAUAACAAUACACGGAUCUCGAAGAAAGCGACUUGCUAUGCUGGAUCUUUUAAUAGCAGCCUCGCAGGAAAAUCAUUUGAGUGAUUUAGAUAUCAGAGAGGAAGUGGAUACCUUCAUGUUUGAAGGUCAUGACACAACAGCAAUGGCUACAUGCUUUACUUUGUUACUGUUAGCUGAGCACAAGGAUAUUCAGAAUCGCGUCAGGGAUGAGGUCAAUACAGUGAUGGAACAAUUUGAGGAGAAAUUGACUAUGCCGGCCCUACAGAGUCUAUCGUAUUUGGAAAGAUGCUUGAAAGAAUCGAUGCGGCUGUACCCUAGCGUGCAUUUCAUAGCGCGAGAUACUGGGGAGGAUUUGAAAUUACGUGAUUCGAAUAUAAUACCCGCUGGAACAAUCGUACAUCUCAAUAUUUACAGUGUUCAUAGAGAUCCCAAUUUCUGGCCGAAUCCCAAUGUAUUUGAUCCAGACAGAUUUUUGCCUGAAAAAAUACAAAGGCGUCAUCCUUAUUCAUACCUGCCGUUCAGCGCGGGAUCACGGAAUUGUAUUGGCCAACGAUUCGCUAUGUUGGAAAUGAAGGCCAUGAUAGCUACUCUCGUACGCAACUUCUAUUUGGAACCUAUUGAUUAUCUCAAAGACAUGCAGAUAACUGCUGAACUAAUACUUCGACCUAACCACCCACUGAAUGUAAGAUUUGUCCCAAUAGAAAACAUUUGAAGCAAACACGGAUUCUUUGAGUGUAACAAGCGAACACAAAUAGGUUACAGAAAUCCAAGAAUUGUCGAUUUAAUAAGUACACACCCAUACACACACAUAUGCACACAAUUUUAGUGAAUAUUUUAAUUUAAUUGUGUAAAUUUAAUAUGAUUUAAUAUCAUGUUUCACCGUCGAUGAAUGGGCAAAUGCACCGAUUUAAAACAUAUUAUGUCAUGAUAUGUAGGAGAUACCAUAGAUGUAGACAGAUUGUUAACGAUAUUGUCGGUAUUAUAUUUAAGAUGAAUUGAUAUAUUGAUAUAUUGACUCGUUCUGAGUAUGAUAUAAGAUGGAGAACAUUCAGGCCGACAUCUACAUAUAAUAAUAACUUCCAGGUAUUGUAGUAAUGGUUUAGAAAUAUCAAAUCAUUCGCUAAUUUCCACAUAAUUUUGAUUGGAUUUCGAUAUUAUUUCGACCUGAAUUUUUAUAGACACUUGAAUUCAGGUUUUGCUUGAUAAAAGUAACAAGUUACUAUUAGUUAGUUGACAAAUGUAAUGUAAUUUUUUUUCUGUUCUUGAUAAAUAUUAUUUGAUUAUUUUAUAGAAUUUUUUCCAUAUAUCCUAUAUCUAUAAUCUAUAUUUAAGCUGCUUUUUAUAAGAAUAUUGUUUACACACCAAUUUAGAUACUUGUGUGUGUGUGUGUAUGUGUGUUUAGAAUAUUUUUUAUAACAUCUAAAAAAAAUUAAAAAACCCUCCAAAUAUAUAAAAUUUCCUUUAAAAAAAAGAGUAAUGUUCUUAUGAAACAACCAAUUUGCAUAAAUAUACCUUUGAACUCAAGUUGUAUACAGAAAAACUUAAAACGUUAUAAGAAUUAUCAGGAUUAUAAAUAUAGUACUACAUAGUAUAAUAUGGUUUUAAAUGUCGCUUAGAUGUACACUUAGUAUCUAAUAAGUGCUUCUAGAAAUAUUUACAAACAUGACGCAAGUGUUUCGUAAUUUGACUUUUUUACACCGUUAAUUUAUCAGAUAUAAAACAUGCUGUGUAAUUAUGCUAAUAUAAUUGGUAUGUAUUUGCGUAUUGAUGAAUAACGUGAAGAAAAAAAAAACGUUUAAAGUUCAUGUUCAUAUAACACACAAUAAGUAUACAAUGUGUGAUAUAUUAAAUAUAGUAUUUUAAUGUGUUUAGGUAUACUAUUAUAAUACGUUAUAAAUGUUGCUUAGAUGGAUAUGUAGUGCUUAGAUGCAUAUGUAGUGCCUUUAAGUACUUCUAAGAAUACCUACAAACAUGACAAAAGCAUUUCAUAAAUUUCGUAUCCGUUAAUUAUACGAUCAAUUUUUUCGUAAUAAUAAAUCCGCGCAAUAGCUCGAGUGCUCCUCUCUUAGCACCUUGAUACACACUUUCUCUCUCGUUCUUUUAUUCAAUAUAAAAUUAAUAUCUUGAUGAUUUUUGCGAAUAUCAUAGAACGGUAUAACUUGUGUGUUCAUUUCAAUCUGUUCUUUUACAAGCGGCGCCACAAGUGUUACCUGACACAUUGUAUAUUGUUAACGAUGUUUACAAAAAAUAGUAAUAAAAAUUCAAAUACGUGUUUAUCCUCAGCUUUAUAAACUCGACAUUUACAUUAACAAGACUCAAUACUGUGUCGACAGUUUGUAUAGAUAUAUUCCCGAGCGUACACGUUGCACUGUUCCGACACUUAAUUACGUUAUAAACAAUUGAAACGUUAUUGUUUACUAUCCUCUUUUAUUGCGUUUAUUGUCGCGUCCAAAAAUGAUUGUUACAAUACUAUUAAUAUUUAUUAUUUUAGUAAUUAUUAUUAGCGUUUGCUUAUGAUUAUUAUGUGCAUCAUACAAGAGCCGGACGUCUGAUCGACCCAUGACCCAUUUUUUGGCAUCUUUAUAAGAAUGGAAUUGCUGCUCAGCCAGGCUAUGUGCCAUCGAUUGGAACAAGUGAUAAUCGGAAAGGACAAUGUCUGGUGAAUACGGCGGAUGGGGUAGGACUUCCCAUUUAA
Odontomachus brunneus is the source of this 3576-nucleotide messenger RNA. RefSeq names its product cytochrome P450 4C1-like. Gene Ontology annotation, molecular function: heme binding; iron ion binding; monooxygenase activity. The transcript is spliced from 12 exons. The coding region runs from base 52 to 1593 and encodes 513 amino acids. NCBI's taxonomy places the organism in Eukaryota, Metazoa, Arthropoda, Insecta, Hymenoptera, Formicidae. The record is from RefSeq and is a predicted model, not a curated record.